AUGUUAGGGAAUUUGAGCAUAGCCAUAAUUGAAUCUGAAACUGAGCUUUUUCCCACAUCGUUUAAUAUCCCUCCUAAUUUGGAUUUUGGCUCAACUGAAACAUUUGAUAAAACUAUAACUUACAAACAGCCAACAUUAUUGCAAGAUGCAAUUAUCACAGGUUCACAAGACACUUUAAAAUUAUAUAAGUUAGGUGCAAUUCCAGAUCACUUCAAAGCUUCAAAUUACCCAAAACAGCUUUGGGCACAAGCUUGUUCUCAAUAUUUUAAGGGAGACUUUAAAGAGUUCUUCCAAGAUGCUCAAAAGAACCCAGUCCAUCCAAAUGUAGGUUUUAGUUGGGUUGUGACAUCUGCUGUGGCACUUGGAUUAGAUGCAGCUGUUAUCAAUGCAAUGCAAAUGAAUAACUUUCAAGGAGAAAAGGUUAAUGGUUCAUUUACUGCUUAUUUUAAUGAGAAUAACAGAAACAAUUACAACAACAAAAAUUUCAAUAAGUCCAACAAAAUUAAUAAUUUUAAUAAAUAUGAUAAUUUCAAGGAAAAGAAUAAUCGUUGGAAACCUACAACAGUUAGAAAAUCCUUCAAAAGGAAUGGAAAAAUGGAAUCAGUCAAUCUUUUAGCUUGGCAAAAUGGAGGAGAGCUUACCUUUCGUGAACCUGCUGAAAAUAACACAGAACAUGAGGAAAAGGAAGGUGAAAACGAAGAUAUCAAUUUAGCUGCAGAAGUUUUAGGUUCAGAUGAUGACAAUGAAGCGAGGCCUAGCUUUCUACACAACCAAGAGACUACACUAUUGCAUCCUAACAUGGAGAUUCAUAUCCCGUCUGCUCGAGGUUUAAGACCACGUAAACUUCUGAUGAUUCCGGCUUCUGUGGGGUCUGGUGUUUUGUUUUUAGCUGAUUAG
This is a messenger RNA of Lodderomyces pseudojiufengensis, 897 nucleotides long. RefSeq lists its product as uncharacterized. The transcript is spliced from 3 exons. The record is from RefSeq and is a predicted model, not a curated record. NCBI's taxonomy places the organism in Eukaryota, Fungi, Ascomycota, Pichiomycetes, Serinales, Debaryomycetaceae. Bases 1 to 897 code for a protein of 298 amino acids.